AUGUCCACCUCGGGUCGGAUUUCGACGUGUUCUGGCGUCUAUACAGCAGCCAAUCGUCCGACUCCCUCUCCAUCUCGGAUUGCUUACGAUUCGGCCAAAAAAAAGGGGGUCGGGCUUGAAAUACUUUACCCCGCAGAAAAAGGGGGUCGGGCUUGA
This is a messenger RNA of Paraglomus brasilianum, 156 nucleotides long. NCBI's taxonomy places the organism in Eukaryota, Fungi, Glomeromycota, Glomeromycetes, Paraglomerales, Paraglomeraceae. The record is from the annotation of a GenBank genome assembly.